CUAUCGACUCGCCGUGACUGCUUCCUCCUUCCGCCUCCCUUCAAUCAAUGGAAUCGGCGCUCGAUUCUCUGCUGCCAAGGCUUGAGCGGGGUAGAGAAUCAAGAUGGCGGACAAGACGCCAGGCGGCUCGCAGAAGGCCAGUGCGAAGGCCAGGGUGCCAGACACAACUCGUUCCACUGGAUCACCAGACACUCAUCCGCUUUUAGAAAGCAAACUUAAAGCAUUCAGUAUUGGCAAGAUGAGUGCUGCCAAGAGAACUUUAAGCAAGAAAGAACAGGAAGAACUGAAAAAGAAGGAGGAUGAGAAGGCAGCUGCAGAAAUUUAUGAAGAAUUCCUUGCUGCAUUUGAAGGAAGUGAUGGCAACAAAGUGAAGACAUUUGUCAGAGGUGGUAUUGUUAAUGCAUCUAAAGAAGAACACGAAACUGAUGAAAAACGAGGAAAAAUCUACAAACCUUCAUCACGAUUUGCAGAUCAAAAAAAUCCGCCAAAUCAGUCAUCUUCGAAUGAGCGACCUCCAUCUCUUCUAGUGAUAGAAACCAAAAAGCCACCUUUGAAGAAGGGAGAAAAAGAAAAGAAAAAGAGCAAUUUGGAGCUUUUUAAAGAAGAAUUGAAACAAAUACAAGAAGAGCGUGAUGAAAGGCAUAAAACCAAAGGUAGAUUAAGUCGUUUUGAGCCACCUCAGUCAGAUUCCGAUGGUCAGCGCCGUUCCAUGGAUGCUCCUUCAAGAAGAAACAGAUCUUCGGGUGUACUGGAUGACUAUGCUCCAGGUUCACAUGAUGUAGGAGAUCCAAGCACAACAAAUUUAUACCUUGGAAACAUUAAUCCUCAGAUGAAUGAAGAGAUGCUAUGUCAAGAAUUUGGGCGUUUUGGACCUCUAGCAAGUGUCAAAAUUAUGUGGCCAAGAACUGAUGAAGAAAGAGCAAGGGAGAGGAAUUGUGGAUUUGUUGCCUUCAUGAACAGGAGAGAUGCUGAACGUGCACUAAAGAAUUUAAAUGGCAAGAUGAUCAUGUCCUUUGAAAUGAAACUAGGCUGGGGCAAAGCGGUUCCUAUUCCUCCACAUCCUAUAUACAUUCCUCCUUCUAUGAUGGAGCAUACUCUCCCACCACCUCCAUCAGGACUGCCAUUUAAUGCCCAGCCCAGAGAGAGGUUGAAGAACCCCAAUGCUCCGAUGUUGCCACCACCAAAAAACAAGGAGGAUUUUGAGAAGACUCUGUCGCAAGCCAUAGUCAAAGUGGUUAUCCCAACAGAAAGGAAUUUGCUUGCACUGAUACAUCGAAUGAUAGAGUUUGUGGUGCGUGAAGGACCUAUGUUUGAAGCCAUGAUUAUGAACAGAGAAAUCAACAAUCCAAUGUUCAGGUUUUUAUUUGAGAACCAGACUCCUGCCCAUGUAUACUACAGGUGGAAGCUCUAUUCCAUUCUACAGGGUGAUGCUCCAACUAAAUGGAGGACUGAAGACUUUCGUAUGUUUAAAAAUGGGUCGUUUUGGAGACCACCACCUCUAAAUCCAUAUCUCCAUGGGAUGUCAGAAGAACAAGAGCCUGAAGCAUUUGUAGAGGAGCCUAGCAAGAAGGGUGCGCUUAAGGAAGAACAGAGGGACAAAUUAGAGGAAAUCCUGCGUGGGUUAACACCGCGUAAGAAUGAUAUUGGAGAUGCAAUGGUUUUCUGUCUUAAUAAUGCUGAAGCUGCUGAAGAAAUUGUAGACUGUAUUGCUGAGUCACUGUCCAUCUUGAAGACUCCACUUCCUAAAAAGAUUGCAAGAUUAUAUUUGGUUUCUGAUGUAUUAUACAAUUCUUCUGCUAAAGUUGCCAAUGCUUCAUAUUACAGAAAGUUUUUUGAAACAAAACUCUGUCAGAUAUAUUCUGAUCUGAAUGCAACCUACCGAUCAAUACAAGGCCAUUUACAGUCUGAAAACUUUAAGCAACGGGUAAUGACAUGCUUCAGAGCAUGGGAAGACUGGGCGAUUUAUCCAGAACCAUUUUUGAUCAAACUGCAGAAUAUUUUCUUGGGGCUUGUAAAUAUUAUAGAAGAAAAGGAAACAGAGGAAGUACCAGAUGAUCUUGAUGGUGCUCCAAUUGAGGAAGAGCUGGAUGGUGCUCCCUUAGAAGAUGUGGAUGGAAUUCCUAUUGAUGUUCCUCCUAUCGAUGAUCUUGAUGGGGUCCCUAUUAAGACGCUUGAUGAUGACCUUGAUGGUGUACCUUUGGAUGCUUCUGAAGAAUCUAAAAAGAAUGAGCCAAUAUUCAAAGUUGCCCCUUCAAAGUGGGAAGCUGUGGAUGAAUCUGCCCUUGAAGCUCAAGCGGUAACAACAUCUAAAUGGGAAAUAUUUGACCAGCAUGAGGAAUCAGAAGAAGAAGAAAAUCAGAACCAAGAAGAAGAAAGUGAAGAUGAGGAAGAUACUCAGAGUUCUAAAUCAGAGGAACAUCACAUGUACUCCAAUCCUAUCAGAGAAGAAAUGCCUGAUUCCAAGUCUUCAAUCAAGUACUCAGAAAUGAGUGAGGAAAAGCGUGCCAAACUCAGAGAGAUUGAGCUGAAAGUAAUGAAGUUUCAGGAUGAAUUAGAAUCUGGAAAAAGACCUAAGAAGCCAGGCCAGAGUUUUCAGGAACAGGUUGAACACUACCGAGACAAAUUGCUCCAGAGAGAGAAGGAAAAGGAAAUGGAGAGAGAAAGGGAAAGAGACAAGAAGGACAAAGAGAAAUCUGAAUCCAGAUCCAAAGAGAAAAAGGAAAAAGAGGAAUGUACGCCAACAAGGAAAGAGAGGAAAAGGCGUCACAGCACAUCACCCAGUCCAUCCCGCAGCAGUGGAAGCAGGCGAGCAAAAUCACCAUCGCCAAAAUCCGAACGUUCUGAGCGAUCCGAAAGAUCCCACAAAGAGAGCUCACGGUCCAGGUCCUCUCACAAGGAUUCUCCCAGAGAUGCCAGCAAAAAAGCCAAAAGGUCACCCUCUGGCUCACGGACACCCAAAAGAUCAAGGAGGUCACGAUCCAGGUCGCCUAAAAAGUCAGGGAAAAAAUCCAGGUCUCAGUCCCGUUCUCCACACAGAUCCCACAAGAAGUCAAAGAAGAGCAAACACUGACAAACACUUAUUUUUUUAUGAUGCUGUCACUUACUGGAAAUGCGGUUUUGUUUUUGUGCCUGAACAGUCUGUUUAAAAACAAACAAACAAAAAAAAGCAUUCCUAAUUUUUUUUGUGAAUGCAUGUGUAUAUUCAUGAGUAACUGCAUUGGUAGACCUGUCAUUGUUUUAUAUUGUACAAAAUACCUUCAUUGUGGCUACUUCCCAGGAUGAGAUUUUUGUGUUUAGAGACUGUAACUGAUCUGCUGGCAGUAGUGAUACUUUGUUUUAGGAUGUUGUGACUUAGCAAAAAACCACAAUUGUUUCCCUCCCCUCCCCCCUUUUUGUAGCUUUGACAACUUGAAUUAGAUUUCAAAUAAAAUCUGAAAAGAAAAUAUAAAAAGUAGUGUCUUCUUGCCCUUCCAACAUUUGACACCCCUCCCCCCCCCCGCCAUAGUUUCAGUCCCAUGUGUUGGCAAUGUGAACCUCAAAUAAGAUUUUUCCAUAUGGUGGUCAGGUUGAAGAGCUGCUUUAGGUAUUUUGGGAGCCAUCUCAAUCAUACUCCCACUUGACAAUAAGCUUUACUUAAUACAGGAGCACUGUAGCAGUUUUGUAAUACAAAUGAUGUGCUGAAAUGCUUGUUAUGGGCUAUAGCCUGCAGGCACAUUGAAGAGUCCUAUUUUCUGCAUCCCUUACACUGUUGGCUGGUUCACAUUAACCAGUGAAAGUCAGUAAGUAGUCCAGGGGUUCCCGCAGUGCAUGUGCUCCCAUAUGGCAUGCCAUCCAAACCCAGCCAAGUCCAAUUGGCAGCUGGCCAACCUGACUUGGACUUCAGCUUUUGGUUACAAACCUCUUAACCAAACUAGGUUGGAGUCAGUAACAAGUUGAAUUGGCCAGUUGCCAACUGGACUAGGGCAGGUGUGGACACUUCCACAUGGGAAUGCAUGUGCUGUGGGAACCUCUUGUCCUUUCCCAGACUGCCUGCCAACUUUGAGCAGGUUGUGGGAACCUGCCUGUAUCUUAUUUUUCUAAGACAAGUUUAUAAUGGCACUUCUUUAUUGGAGACAGAUGAUCACUGUUGUAACUCUUUCCUAUAGGUUCUAGAACACAGGUAAGGAAAACAGGAUGUGGAUAUUAGGAGUCUCAAAUCCAAAUGUAGACUUUACUGUUUUGGCCCAGUCUCUUUUCCUGUAAAACUUUUGCUUUUGCCAUUCACAGCAUCAUCACAAUUAAAGAUAAAUUUUAAAUUUCAGUAAAAUAAAUUAGAGCAAUUUUAAUACAUUUCUGUAAAUAAGAAACCUGAUUUCUAUUCUAUGAACUUUUCAUACCAUUGCUGAUGAUACUGCUUGUAUUUCCGGUGGGAAAGUUGACGUUCCUGUCUGUAAUGCUCUGUUCUCUUUCAUAGGAAUGGUUGCGAGGUGUAUAGUUCCUUAGGGAAAUGAGAAGCCCUCUGACACCAGUAUUUAAAUGUUGGACUUGCAAGUGACAUCUUAGAUCAAAUGGUAUUGAAGUCACAGUAUUAGCGUUUUGGUUGUUUUCAUGAAAACAAGCUGUACUUCUAGAAAAGGCAUAUAAAAAACAAGAAUUUAAAAAAAACAACAAAUCAGCUAUACAUACUCAACAAAUAUUCUCAGAAUGAUCAUAACUUAAAACACACAAACAUCAUGAAUUGUCUUUAUAAAGUGGAUUUUAUUCUGGAUGAUAACCUUGUAAAUGCAUUUUUGUAUUGAAUUCUUCCUUUGGCUGUGAAAAUUGUUGAAAUAGUAGCAGAAAUUAGAUUUUUAUCAACUUCUAUCUUUUUCUAAUAUACUUGUACUCCUUCUUCCCUCCCCACAACUUUGAAUACUUUUUUGUUUUAAUUCUGAUUUUCUCCCAGCAUUCAUAUAACAUUGCACCUCCUCUGGGUCACUUGACUUUUUUUCCAUGAAAGAAAAGCCACGAAGGUUCAUUGUUUGUUUCCUGGAGGAGUGGGCAGAUUGUAAUAAAAAUGUAAAGUUCAAAGGGA
Messenger RNA from Hemicordylus capensis (graceful crag lizard), 5053 nucleotides. It is a transcript of the gene U2SURP, whose product is annotated as U2 snRNP associated SURP domain containing. The record is from RefSeq and is a predicted model, not a curated record. Gene Ontology annotation, molecular function: RNA binding. Bases 104 to 3070 code for a protein of 988 amino acids. Lineage: Eukaryota; Metazoa; Chordata; Lepidosauria; Squamata; Cordylidae. Gene Ontology annotation, cellular component: nucleus. Gene Ontology annotation, biological process: RNA processing. The transcript has 27 exons.